Messenger RNA from Varanus komodoensis (Komodo dragon), 2256 nucleotides. Its product is annotated as CARD- and ANK-domain containing inflammasome adapter protein-like. The coding region runs from base 1 to 2256 and encodes 751 amino acids. Gene Ontology annotation, biological process: regulation of apoptotic process. Lineage: Eukaryota; Metazoa; Chordata; Lepidosauria; Squamata; Varanidae. Gene Ontology annotation, molecular function: protein binding. The transcript has a single exon. The record is from RefSeq and is a predicted model, not a curated record.
AUGUUCACAAAUCCAUAUGCCACAGAAGUACUGAGGACUAAAAAGAAUGAGCUUGUAGAAGGCAUAAACAACCCUGAUCACCUUCUAAACUGGCUGAUCGAAAAUGGUAUUCUUAUGCCUGAGAAAAAAAUGGUUUUAUCCUACUACAGAACACGGACAGCAAAGAACUCCCGGGUUUUGGAUCUCUUGGCUUCUCAAGGUGAGCGAGCCUGCAGGCUGUUUUUUUAUCCAUGUCUAAAACAGAUCGAGCCCCAUCUAUAUAACAACAUGAGGAAUUAUGUCAGUAAUGUGAAUGAGAAAAUUGGUGAUGCUAGAAGGCAACUGAUAGGAUACCUACUUGAGAAAGAUAAAGAAUGGGUCCAAAAGGUUAAGGAUUUCCACCAGGAGAAGAAGGAUAGUGCUAGACAGGUUUUAGCUAAGCCAGAAAAGCUGACUCGGGUCAAAUGUAAAGAAAAACAAAUUGUUGCAGCAGAAGUGAAAUCCACAGGCAAUGAUUUUAAUUCUCCUAGCAUUUUUGAUUCUGUAGCCAAAGGUAAUCUUUCUGAUUUGGAAAAAAGCUUAAAGCUGAGUGAUGUUAAUGCUGUAAACGCUGCAAACGAAACCCUCUUACACAUUGCAGCAGCUCAUGGACACACUGAAAUAAUAGACUAUUUAAUCAGCAAAGGUGCCAAGCUGGAGGCAAAGGAUAAAGCAGGAAGAACCCCUCUACACAGAGCUGCUGGGAAGGGUCAUGAUAAAGCCGUGAAGAUGCUGCUCCAAGCUGGUGCCAGCAUGUACAGCUUGGAUCAAGAAGGCAAGAGCCCACUUCACAUGGCCAGCCAGAACCACCAUAUGCAUGUUCUACAAAGCAUCCUGAAGGAAGAGGCAAGGCGACACAAGAACCGGCACAACUUCCUUCACAUGGCUGCUCUCGAAGAUGACAGUGACCUGGUGCGACUGCUUUUAACAAAUGGUGCUUUGGUGGAUGCCAAGGAUGAGAAAGGGCAAACUGCUUUGGGUUAUGCUGUAUCUCGAGGAUUUGAGAAGACCACCGAGGUACUGCUGGAAGAAGGGUCUAGCAUAGAUUCUAGCAUCAUUGAUGCAGCUUUUAACAGCAACAAUCAAGCUCUAUUCAGGCUGUUGCUGGAAUAUUCCAAAGGAUUUUCACCAGAUACCAUGGUGUCAGCACUUUUUAGAGCCAUACAGAAAGACCUCCAUGGCAUCGUAGCUGUUUUAAUUGAAAGAGGUACAGACAUCAAUGCUCUCAAUGAAAUGCAGUACACGCCAUUGCUUGUGGCGUGCGAACAGGGGAAGACAGAGUCAGCAAAAGUUCUAAUUGAAAAGGGAGCCAACCUGAAGCACAAAACCCCUAAUUCAAACAGUGCUUUACAUUUGGCAGUUCAAGCUGGAGCCUUUUCCGUCACUAAGAUGCUCCUGCACAAAGGAAUGGAUCCUAAUAUUACAGGCCAGGGAGAUCAAACACCCCUCUACGUUGCUGCAUUGCACAAUAAGGAAGCACUAGUUGACAUAUUAAUUGAAAGAGGAGCGAAAAUUGAUACUGUCACCAAAGAGCUACGCACUCCAUUGCACAUUGCGAGUUAUAAAGGGCAUGUUGCUGUUGCUCAAAGGCUCUUGCAGCAUAAGGCCAAUGCUAAUCUUAAGGAUAAGCAAUCAAAGACACCUCUUCAUCUUGCUGCUGACAUGGGGCAUCCUGCUAUGGUCGAACUGCUUCUUAAGUCCAGUGCUGAUCCAAAUGCAAGGGAUAAAGAGAAAAAGACGCCACUUCACCUGGCAGCCACAGGAGGGCAUCUUAACACAGUGAAAGCACUUCUGGCUAAGUCUAGCUUGAUCGCCAAAGACAUGGAUGGCUGCACAUCAGCGCACUAUGCAGCCACCAAAGGGAACAUGGAGAUAAUGAAAGCACUUCUGCUUGCUGGGAACAAUAAAAAUAUCAAUGACAAAAAUAUAUGGAGAAAGACGCCACUGCAUCUUGCCGCAGAACAUGGACACAGUGAUUUGAUACAAUUUCUGCUGAGCAGUGGUUCAGCUAUCAAUGCCUUGGAUAACACUAAAGACACCCCACUGCACUGUGCUUGCAAAGCUGGCCAUUUGAACUGUGUUAACACACUGGUCAACUGGUCUGCCGGGGAGAAAGCAAACCUACAGGCUACAAAUAGCCUGAAAAAAACUCCACUGCAAACAGCAGAGUCUAGCUCAACUGAGAACCAAGCUGAAAUUGUUACUCUUUUGAAAAAGAAAAUGUUAUUGAUGAGAUAA